Messenger RNA from Arvicanthis niloticus (Nile rat), 4154 nucleotides. Lineage: Eukaryota; Metazoa; Chordata; Mammalia; Rodentia; Muridae. The record is from RefSeq and is a predicted model, not a curated record.
AUCCGUUAAGACUGAGAGGGCAUAGGGAAGACCUGUCACCUUCUCGGGUAUCCCCGACAGAAAGAAACCCUCGGGUCUACUUUUUCACAGUCGCAGAGACUCACUGGCUCCACUUAAUUGUGGAAUCUCUAGGCUGGCUCCCAUUCAGAAGUUUUUGCUUCUAACACGACUAGCCACAGAAGCAGGAAGUUGUUUGAUUUUUGUUUUCUUUUUCCUUCCUAUCUUAAUUUCUUUUUCUUUUUUAAGGAAAAACGGGCCAGGGCGUUAAGUUACCCAAACGGGAAGGGAUACGGGGCUGUGUCCUUGCGACAGAAAAGUGUUUAGUCCUGUCCCUUUAAACCCGAGGGGGGAGGAUCCGGAAGUGGAUGGGCGGGGCAAGGCGGCACUGAUAUAUAAGAGGGCCUCAACCGCGCGGGGUCUCCAAUCUGCCAUUUUCUCUGCCCGAGUAAGUCUUCACUGUCUGGAAUUCUCUCGUUUUCUUCGCAGGCAGUAUUCUGCCCACUGGCCCACCACCUCAGGGGAACGAUGGCCACAGAGUCUACAGCCACUGCUGCCAUCGCCGCGGAGCUGGUUUCCGCUGACAAUAUUGAAGAUGCUCCUGCUCCUUCUACCUCUGCAGAUAAAAUGGAGAGUCUGGAUGUGGAUAGUGAAGCGAAGAAACUACUGGGAUUAGGACAGAAACAUCUGGUGAUGGGUGAUAUCCCAGCAGCUGUUAAUGCAUUCCAGGAAGCAGCUAGUCUUUUAGGUAAGAAAUAUGGAGAAACGGCUAAUGAGUGUGGAGAAGCCUUCUUUUUUUAUGGAAAGUCACUUCUGGAGUUGGCCAGAAUGGAGAAUGGAGUGUUGGGAAAUGCCUUAGAAGGAGUGCAUGUAGAAGAGGAAGAAGGAGAAAAAACAGAAGAUGAAUCUUUGGUAGAAAAUAAUGAUAAUGUAGAUGGUAUGUAGAGUUGCAUGCUACAGUCAAGAGAUGCGACGACUGAUACUUCUUUAAAGAAGGAAAUAGGGUUCUCCUGGUGGUUGGUCUCUCCAAAGAUACUUGGGCUGAUAUAGUAAGUGUAGGCCAUUACUAAAGUGAGCGUCUAAAAGAAUAACCAAAUGUAUCAAAUAAAUUCUUUUAAAUUGGCAUAUUAAAUAUUAAGAAAACAUUAAAUAUUUUUCUGAUGCAUAUUUUUAAAACACCUUGCAUAGCUCAGUUAUUUUAAUAGAGUCCGUGGAAUACUUCUGUUUUAUACAUCUUAGAAAAUUAAAUAUUUUCUAAGUUUGGCUGUUAGAAUUUUACAUGUCAAAUAAGUAUAAUGUUUAAGAGAGGGAGGAAAGCUUGACAUCUCUUUUCUGACUGGUAACAGAUUACUUGAUGUGAACCUACAGGCUUCAUUUCUUUUGCAGUAUGUUGCUUUGCUAGCUUGGAUUCUCCCUUUCUCCCUUUGCUUUUCUCAUUGGGGCAUCUGAUAAAACUUAGGAUUAAAGGGAAUGUAUUUCUACUUUCAAUUUAUGCUUUUAUCAUUAAACUCGGAGACAUGUUUAUGCUUCAUGUUCUUUAACCAUGUAGAGGAAGCAAGGGAAGAGUUGAGAGAACAGGUUUAUGACGCCAUGGGAGAAAAAGAAGCCAAAAAAGCAGAAGGCAAGUCUCUGAUAAAGCCUGAAACUGAUAAAGAACAGGAAAGUGAAGUGGAGAAGGGUGGAAGAGAAGAUAUGGAUAUAAGUGAGCCUGCAGAGAAACUCCAGGAAAAAGUUGAAUCGACUUCAAAGCAAUUAACUGAAUCCUCUGAAGAGGCAAAAGAAGCAGCAAUACCAGGACUGAAUGAAGAUGAGGUCACUUCUGGGAAGACAGAACAGGAAUCAUUGUGUACUGAGGAAGGAAAAUCAAUUUCUGGAGCUUAUGUUCAAAAUAAAGAAUUCAAAGAAACAGUGCCUCAGGAGGAGGGAGAGGAAAUAAUAAGCUUAGAGAAAAAGCCAAAAGAAACUUCAGAAGACCAGCCUGUUGAGGCUCCAGAAAAGCAGGGCACUUUAAUAAAGGUGGUAGAAAUAGAAGCUGGAAUAGACCCUGAAGUCAAGUCAGUGGGCGUGGGUGGGGAGGAGCCAAAGGAUCAAGUAGCUACCUCUGAGAGUAAAGUAGGAAAGGCUGUUUUUACGCAAGAUGUUGAAGUAUCACCAGUAGUGGCUGCAGAGGCUGGAUCAGAAGUCUCUGAGAAGCCAGGGCAGGAGAUUACAGUUCCCAACAAUGGUCCAGUUGUUGGACAAUCAACUGCAGGAGAUCAGACUCCUAGUGAACCACAGACCUCUGCAGAAAGACUGACAGAAACUAAAGAUGGCUCAAGUGUAGAGGAGGUCAAGGCAGAGCUGGUUCCUGAACAGGAGGAAGUUAUGCUACCUGUAGAAGAGUCUGAGGCAGCUGGAGAUGGGGUUAAGACCAAGGUAGCCCAGAGGGCCACGGAGAAAGCACCUGAAGACAAAUUUAAGAUAGCUGCUAAUGAAGAGACACAGGAGAGAGACGAACAGAUGAAAGAGGGUGAAGAAACUGAAGGCUCAGAGGAAGAAGACAAAGAAAAUGACAAGUCUGAAGAGACACCAAAUGAGUCAGUUCUUGAAAAAAAGUCUCUUCAAGAAAAUGAAGAGGAGGAGAUUGGGAAUUUAGAACUUGCCUGGGAUAUGUUGGAUUUAGCCAAGAUCAUUUUUAAGAGGCAAGAAACAAAAGAAGCCCAGCUUUAUGCUGCACAAGCCCAUCUUAAACUUGGAGAAGUUAGUGUUGAAUCUGAGAAUUAUAUCCAAGCUGUGGAGGAGUUUCAGGCUUGCCUAAGCCUGCAAGAACAAUAUUUGGAAGCUCACGAUCGUCUCCUUGCAGAGACUCACUACCAGUUGGGUUUGGCCUAUGGUUACAACUCUCAGUAUGACGAGGCAGUAGCACAGUUUGGUAAAUCUAUUGAAGUCAUUGAGAAGAGAAUGGCUGUACUACAUGAGCAGAUGAAGGAGGCUGAAGGGUCAUUUACUGAGUUUGAAAAAGAAAUUGAGGAGCUGAAAGAACUGCUACCUGAAAUUCGAGAGAAGAUAGAAGAUGCAAAGGAAUCUCAGCGGAGUGGGAAUGUAGCUGAACUGGCCCUGAAAGCUACUUUGGUGGAGAGCUCUACUUCAGGUUUCACUCCUAGUGGAGCCAGUGCCUCAGUAUCCAUGAUUGCCAGUAGAAAACCAACAGAUGGCGCUUCCUCAUCAAAUUGUGUGACUGAUAUUUCCCAUCUUGUCAGAAAGAAGAGGAAACCAGAGGAAGAAAGUCCCCGAAAAGAUGAUGCAAAGAAAGCUAAACAAGAGCCAGAAGUGAAUGGAGGCAGUGGGGAUGCUGUCUCCAGUGGAAAUGAAGUUUCAGAAAACAUGGAAGCUGAGGCUGAGAAUCAGGCUGAGAGCCAGACAACAGCAGAGGGGACAGUGGAGUCUGCAGCUACAGUUAAAAGCACUGCAUGUUAAGAGGCGAGCAGAACCUUCCUCAUGAGGGAAAGUGGUUUUGUACAUAAUGUAUUUUUUCACUUUUGGGGAUUCUUUUUGUAUAACUCCAAUAAAGAUUGUAGGCAACAGCUGAGGCUUUGAUGGCUUAUUUCUUAAAUAUUGGUGGAAUGCUUUGGGGCACUCUACAUUUCUUGUGUGUACAUGUUUGUGUGUUGCUAUUGCACAACCCACUUCCUGUCUAAUGUGGAGGUGAUCAAGUGUGGCUAGAGGCCCUUUAUCUUCUACUGGUGCUAUGUUUCUAUUUCCAAAUACUUGGCUGAUUUAAUUACCUUGUAAGCUUUCAGUGGUGCUGUCCCUGGAUGGGUUUGUUUGCUAAACAAGAACUGGUAGAAAUCAGUUUGGUGCUGAAAAUGGAUGAUGGAAUAUGACCCAGGUCUUGGUUUGUGCCUAUCUUAUGUUCACCUGGUUUCCAUUUAAGGCCACAAUCCUAUGCUGGGAAAACUGGUAGAAACAUGGGAAGUGAUUCCUGAGGAAAACAGUUGUUAGAGACUCAAGCUCUGAUUUGAAAUGCUCACACUGUAGGGGGAAACAAGUAGAAGACUCUGGAAAACAAAGACUGUUAUGUUAUUUUCUGUAUAGAAAGGUUACAAUAUGUCAAUAAGUGGAAUUGUUAUAUUGUCUGCAGUUUUGUCUAUAAAAAUAAAUAUGCUAAUUUUAACAAA